UCGGGAUAUGUGCGGAUCUCUUCUCUGUCUCGACGCAUCUUUUUAUCCGCCGCGUACCUUUCGUUCGGCGUGAAGUGCGUCGCGCGCUGCUCGCACAGUGUGACGUUUGCCCCGAUCCGUGUUGCUUCGCUGUCGGCCAGAGAGCUCGGAGCGCCUCGGAGCGUGAGGUGGUAUUACGAGGACGGCUCUCGCGUACGUAAAUAAUAAUGUCGUCUUAUCAAACGGUCGUCGUCGUCGUGGUGUUCCUUCCUGUCACGCCCGUGCUCGUGCGCCGAACGGAAUAAAUAUAUAAGUUUAACGCGUCUCUCGUGCUCGAACUCUACUUGUCAAACGAGCGCGCUGCCUCUCGAACGGAGUCUGUGCAGCGAUAAUUGCGUCCGUUUAGGUUAGGAUCGCCCUCUUGGGGCGGAGAAGAGUUUGGAUUUAACCUUGAACGGGGAUGUCUUUUGCGCUCCUCUUCUUCGUUUUGCUUCGGUUAAGGUGCUCCGAUCGAUAGGAACUGCGAGUCGUAGUCUCGGAAGAGACCGGAGAGUGAAGUGAUGUAAAAUAUUAUGAUGGUCUUGAGAAAAUCAUGGAUGAGAGAUCUCCACUGGCAUGGAGCUAGGAGCGCACUGAUAGCGUUAGUUUACGAGAUCUUGGUUUCUAUGCAUUGCCUGCCAAAGAAGAACUGAGCCCAAUGUUUCCACACAAUUCUAGUUCACAUGAGAUUUCUACAGAAACAAAUGCCUUCGUACAAAAUUCCAUGGGGGAUGUAGUAGUAUUAGGGGAAAGCAGUCUGGAUGGGGUGGGGGAAGGGGAAGGAUCAGAGCACACUAGGUACUGUGAUAUCGAAUCGAUAGCAAACAGCAGCAUGAUGGCAGCACCUAUUAGCCAUCCCGAAGCUACCGCCGCCAAUGACUUUUCAACCGUCCUGCUGAACCAAGCUGGUGAGUUCAACUCAACCGGCAUAGGUAAGGCCUGCCAGUCAGUGGCGCCAGCAACCACAAAAUACCCAACAAAUCACUUUCUAAUCUGCGAUAAUAAUAAUAAAAUAAAUAAUCACAACAAUGCAGAACAUAAUCAUCACAAGUACAGAAAGCAAAACACACCGGGCUUGCUUGGUUUGCAGCUGGGCAGCUCCGCCAAUAACUCUAAGUCUAUUUGUAAGACAUUAAGUGAUAAUAAGACUAGCUUUAGUAAUCUAUAUAUUAGAGUAUAUAUAAUAAGGGUACGUGUAAAUUUUGAAAGGGACGAAGCGUAUCGCGCCGUUGGGGUACCUAGCCUAGUUAGGAUACCCAAGUCUGAUAGUCCCCAACGGUUGUUACGCCUCCCUAACUCUGACGACAAUUACUCCUUACUAGGGUCCUGCCUUGACCUAGGCGACAACAAUAAAUUUAAGGCUAAUUUUAGUUAUGUAAGUAAUAACAACUCCAAGUCUGUGAUAUUGCUCAGCUCAACCAGUUACAGUAACCAUUACCUCCUCUUUAGUGGUGGCUUUGACAAGAUAGCUGCUGUUAUCCCGGUACUUUGUAUUAAGAGGGACGAUUCUACCACCACAUCGAAUAGAAUGAAACUACUAGGUGAUAAGUACGCCCUAGUUACCAGUUUUGCUCAGACCUCCAGACUGCUUGCAAACAAUAGAAUUCUGGACGAUUCUAACAUCCGAGUCUCGCUGAGCCGCCGAAUAGUACGACACCUCUUGAAAUUGCAUUUCAACGGCAACACUCUAGUACCGGUGUCUGUUUAUUACGCUCAGAAUUUUGCGAUGUAUGCCGCCAGUUCUUCCAUUACGCUUAUCGUUUUCAGAAACGAAGUAAUUGACCACACUUUGCGAUCUUUCCUGAAAAAUCUCACACAAUUAUAUGUACAAUCUUAUAUUUCUCCAUUAUGUAAUGUCACUGUGACCGAGCUGAUGCAACACAUAUGUGUUCCAUUAUUAGUAAUAUGUAAAAGUAAUGAUUACAACGUUGGUAAUAAUUAUAAUGAAUAUUAUAAUAACGAGUACAGUACAGUUGGUAGUAUUGAAGAGGAAAUUAAUAUUAAUAAUAAUAAUAAUAAUUAUAAUAAUAAUAAUAAUAAUAAUAAUAAUAAUAAUCCAGAUGUUAUCGGAAACAUUGUUGACAUCGCUGUGUGCUACAAGACUAGUGUAAUGACUACUAAUGUUAGGAUCUUAGGGUCUCAAAAUGAUGGUAUUAGUUGUACCGAAGCAACAAUAUUUACUGUUGGUGCUCUUUUAUUUCAGGAUAACAAUAAGCCUCUAAACACUUGUUUUAAGAUUAGUAGAUAUAAUAGGGGAUUGGUCGCUACCGAUCGUGAAUCUAACUCUACCAUUAAGUCUGUAUGUAGGUCUACGCUAAGCGAUAAAUGUAGUAGUAACGUUAAGUUUGAAACAUCUCAUGCCGCUCGACUUGACAAAUCUGACAACAGAAGGCAAGUUAAGUUGACUGUCAACAUUCCUAUAAUGACUACCUGCAAGCCUACGAUGACGCUUACAUGCCAAUCAGCCACCGUCGCAUCCCAAACAAUUGCUGUACCUGUGUCUCGGGCGGAGAUUCGCACGAACGACAAUGAAAUGCGAUUGGAAUAUUUCAAUGUACUCCAAAAUGACCAAAUAUGUAUCCAAUAUAUGUUGCUAAGUCAUACAGAUGAUCUUAAUAAGCAUGACUUCUUGCGUCAUUAUGACGCAACUAAAUUUAAACUCGUGCAAAUUUAUGCUAUUGACAAGCUCAAGGCAACAACAUCGAAAGAUGACGCUCAGUUGAUCUGCAAAUAUAACCGAGAUAAUCUUAGACGCGACCAAAGUCGUAAGAACGAUCAUGAUCAUGAUAAUGAUGAUGAUGAUGUUAAUGAUACCAUCAUACGCAACAGCAACGAAGAUUUUAUUGCACCAUCUACGUUGCAAUGGUCAUCCCUUAUAAAGUGUGUGCGUGCGUUAAUUCCUGCUUGUCGAAGAACAUACGAGAAAUACGGGAGCGAAUAUGAAGUUCAACGACGUCAACUAAAAUCCAUCUUGGAUGUCUUGUUUCGAAAUCCUGUUUCGCAGUUAUAUCACAAGUACAACGAGCCUAUCACAAGUUACAAACAACGUUGGGGCAUACCAAUGAUCCUGCGAUUAGCAGGAGGCGGAGAGAGUUCUUUGAAUAGCGGUGGAGCUACGUGGGGAACAACGCAAGCCACUACGCCGAAUAAUAACAAUACGAAUCAGAGUGGAUGGGGUGGUACACCCGGAAAUCCACCCGGUGGUGCUAAUGCACCCAAUAAUUGGGGCGGAAAUACUGUCAACCGAUCUGCCACUGGAAAUCCAAAUCAAAAUCAAGGACCACCCGGAAGCCAAAAUAAUCCGGGUAAUGUGAGCAAAGUUACUAAUCCCAAUCAACAAUCGAAUCAACAAUCUGGUCCGCCAACGUCUCAAUCAAAUAAUCCUACCCAAGCAAAUCAGAAUAAUAACCAAUGGCCUCAGGGAAAGUCUAACAACCCAGGUGGUCUUGGACAAAAUCCAUCAGUGCAAAAUAACAACAAUAGCGGCGUUCAACAGCAACAAUCUUCAGGUUCGAAUGCAAAUAACAAUCAGUCGAACAAUCCUACCCAAGGGGCUGUGAGUAUUGGCAAUACUUCGGCGACUAAUAAUCCGUCUACGAAACAGCAACUCGAGCAACUCAAUACGAUGAGGGAAGCGCUCUUUAGUCACGACGGUUGGGGCUGCCAAAACGUGAAUCAAGAUACAAAUUGGGACGUGCCAACGUCUCCUGAACCAAGCACGACCAAAGACGGUGUACCGAUCUGGAAACCACCAGUGAACAAUGGCACCGAUUUAUGGGAGGCGAAUCUACGUAACGGCGGACAGCCACCGCCUCAGCAGCAGACGAAAACACCGUGGGGCCACACUCCGGCGACCAAUAUUGGUGGAACCUGGGGCGAAGAUGACGAAACAGCUGAUUCGUCUAACAUGUGGACUGGUGCACCGACGCAGUCACAGCCGAGCGCUGCUCAGUGGACCGGCGCCGCCGGUAAUCAAGCUGGGUCCAAUUGGGGUGAUCCCAGAAUAGACCAUAGAGAUCCAAGAGACUUGCGAUCUGUGGAUCCGAGAGAAAUGCGUGACCCACGAGAUCACCGUAUGUCCUUGGAUCCUCGAGAUCACAUGCGUGUAAUGGAUCCGAUGGCUCGCGAUCCGCGAAUGGCCGAUAUGCGUGGCGAUCCGCGCGGAAUAUCAGGACGUUUGCAUGGUGCAAACGCGGACGCAAUGUGGACUCAACCGCCGGGACCUCCCGGGCAUCAUCAGAUGGGUCAUCAACAUCCAUCCGGACCGCCGGCCAAGAUGCUUAAUCCAUCGAACAUGAAUCAAUGGGCUGCGCCACCGCCGAAGGACAUUAUGCCCGGCAAACCGUCUGGUUGGGAGGAACCCUCCCCGCCGACACAACGACGCAACGUGCCCAAUUAUGAUGAUGGUACUAGUCUCUGGGGAAAUCCGGGUGCUAAUCAGCGCGCCAUACCAGGUAGCAAAGUAUCACACUGGAAGGACAUGCCUACACCGAAUUUGGCUCGUGGAGGCAUGCAAUGUCCACCGGGCAUGCCACAAAACAGAAUGCCAGGACAGCCUGGAAUGAAACCGGAUGUUGGUAAUCCUAUGUGGGGUCACCCCGGCGCUCCAAGCGGACGCAAUGGAACUUGGACAGACGGGCCGCAUGACACUGCAUCCUGGGAUGAUCCUAAGACACAAGCUACAUGGAAUGAACCUCAGCUAAAUCCAGCUUGGGGUGGUCCAACUGCGCACAAACCACCAAAGCCUAUGGGACCUGCCGGUAGUUGGGCCGACUCUGAUAUGGAUCCGACUCCUAGUUGGGCACAUCCUACGAAGCCCACUUUGACUAAGGAAGUUAUUUGGAAUAGUCGCGAAUUCCGAUAUCUCUGCGAAUUAGGAUUCAAGAAAGAAGAUGUUGAAGUGGCACUAAGGAAUCGAGAAAUGAACCGAGAUGAGGCAUUGGAACUUCUCAAUCAAUUACGUCCUAUUGACCAGUGGAGACGCCACGACACGCACUCAGGUUACGAUCCGGCGCAUCAAGCGACUACCGCGCCUGCAUAUCCCCGAUUCAAUCAUGUAGGACAGCAGAUGUCAUUUCCUCCGGGCGGAGGAGUGCCCAGUGGGGCAACCAGUGGGGGCGUAGGUGGUUCUGUCACCAGUGCUAGUCUUCUAAAACUUCAACAACAGCAACAGCAGCAAACAGCUGUUCCGCUACAGCAACAGCAGCCAAGUACCAAUGCGCCACAACCCCCUUUCAAUCAGGCAUCUCGCACAACGCAGAAUCAGCCAAGUACACAGCAAUUACGGAUGCUCGUGCAACAAAUUCAGUUAGCUGUUCAUGAAGGAUAUUUGAAUCAUCAGAUUUUAAAUCAACCGCUGGCGCCUCAAACUUUAAUGUUAUUAAAUCAGCUACUGCAACAAAUCAAGGUCUUACAGCAAUUGCACCAACAGCACGCAGUCCAGAAUACAAUGAAAGGAAGCAAUCAGUCUGCUCUGCAGAUUAGUGUUCAAAUUACAAAAACCAAGCAGCAAAUCACGAAUUUGCAGAAUCAAAUAGCAGUACAGCAAGCGACAUACAUGAAACAACAACAGCAACAUCCAGCUCCUCCAUCACAAGCAUCAGAAUAUUACAAAUCCUCUGUGCAUGAUCCGAUGUCAGCUCUGCCGAACAGUUUUAGCGAUUUAACGAUGAACAAAGAACCUCCGGUGAGUCAGCAACAGUCUAGAUUGAAUCAGUGGAAGCUGCCAUCACUGGAUAAGGACGGUGAUUUGGUGUCAAACGAAUUCUCCCGUGCUCCUGGAACUACCAGUAAACCGCCUACAACACCUGGUGCUUUGACUCAAUCGCAUAGCAGUCCAAACAUGAAUCCAUUGUUGGGUCAAAGCGACGGCACGUGGUCUUCUCGACUUGGUGACAGCGGCUGGCCUGAUCCAGGUAACAACGAUUCGACUGAUGGAAAGGACUGGCAACCAGGUGGUGCUGCGUAUACAGACCUCGUACCGGAAUUUGAACCAGGGAAGCCAUGGAAGGGUACCCAGAUAAAAAGCAUCGAGGAUGAUCCAAGCAUCACUCCCGGUUCUGUUGUGCGUUCUCCAUUAUCCUUGGCAACUAUCAAGGAUCCCGAUACGAUAUUUUCGUCGAGCAGCAAGACAUCACCACCACCGCAAACUGCUAAUCCUGACACAUCGAUCCCAAGUUUAAGUAAUUCUACAUGGACAUUCAAUCCACCAGCUACCACACCUAGUGCAUUUACUAGCACUUCCAAGAAUACAUGGGGAGAGUCUGCUCCUCCACCAACUGCCGUGACUUCAGAACUUUGGGGUGCACCAAUGAGUAAAGCACGCGGUCCACCUCCCGGUUUGAGUAGUAAAGGAGCGACGAACGCGAGCAAUGGUUGGGGGGCCGGCUUAGGAAGUGUCAGUAGAUCGUCUAGUUCGUGGGGCCUUCAAUCGUCGUCGGCGGUUAGUAAUUCAGGCUGGAUGUCAAACCAAGGAUCAACUUGGCUUCUACUGAAGAAUCUUACUCCACAAAUCGACGGGUCCACUUUGAAAACAUUGUGUAUGCAACAUGGACCGGUUCAAGAUUUCCGUCUCUAUCAGAAUCAUGGAAUUGCAUUGACGAAAUAUUCUUCUCGCGACGAGGCAAUCAAGGCACAAGGAGCCCUAAACAAUUGCGUCCUGGGUAACACAACGAUAUUUGCCGAGUCGCCCGCAGAAAGCGAGGUGCACACGAUUCUGCAGCAACUCAGCCAUGGUGGACAGCAGCAGGCCGGUGGUUCCGGCGGGGCCGGUUGGGGCCUUAGACCAACUAACAAAGCUGGCCCGCCGCCCGACACAUGGGGAGGCAGCUCUAGUCAACUCUGGGGCGCCCCGCCCACCAGCAAUUCCCUGUGGAGCAACGCCGGGAUAGACAACAGUGACCAGCAACGAGCAACUCCCAGUUCUCUCAACUCGUACUUACCCGGAGAUCUUCUGGGAGGUGAGUCGAUGUAGAGAACGAGAGGCCAUCCGCCCGAUAUCUUGUCAAAUAAGUGAACAAAUCCACUUGCUUAAGACUUGCAAGUCCAAAGAUGCAGCUCGGCUGAUGCCGAAAUUUCGUGAUCGAAUGCGUAUUACUUCCCCUUCCGAUCCCCUGCCUCUUAUUCCUCUUAGAUCACAUUUUGUAUAUCCAAGUAUUAUCAUAUUAUCGAUCGAUGUUUUUGGUUAGAACCGAUACAAAAUGUAUCUACUUAUAUAUAUACUCUGUCGAUGAUAAGAAAGGGCGAAUGUAUGAGAGGAAAAGGGAAAGGAAGGGAGAGUUGAGAGAAAGUGAUAGAUAAAAAG
Nylanderia fulva is the source of this 7321-nucleotide messenger RNA. It is a transcript of the gene gw, whose product is annotated as trinucleotide repeat containing adaptor protein gawky. NCBI's taxonomy places the organism in Eukaryota, Metazoa, Arthropoda, Insecta, Hymenoptera, Formicidae. Gene Ontology annotation, biological process: miRNA-mediated gene silencing by inhibition of translation; positive regulation of nuclear-transcribed mRNA poly(A) tail shortening. The record is from RefSeq and is a predicted model, not a curated record. Gene Ontology annotation, cellular component: P-body; nucleoplasm. Gene Ontology annotation, molecular function: protein binding; RNA binding.